GUUUUUGUUCAGGCACUAGUUGGCCGUCACCGGCGGUGUUUCAGGACCUGUUAAAUCAACAUGGCGACCACCGGUACGAAGUCAGCGCUGUUCGUCUGCUUGGGGAAUAUUUGCAGAUCCCCCAUUGCUGAAGCAGUGUUCAGGAAGAUGGCAACAGAUGCUGGUGUUGUCGAUAAGUGGGUCAUAGACAGUGCUGCCACAUCUGACUGGAAUACAGGCAGCAAUCCGGAUGCCCGCGGUCUGGCCUGCCUAAGGAAGCACGGCAUUGAGACAAGCCACAGUGCCCGCCAGGUGACUAAGGAUGAUUUCUUGAGCUUUGACUACAUUCUCUGCAUGGAUGAGAGCAAUUUGAGUGAGCUGAACAGGAAAGCGAAAAAUGUGAAAAACGGCUCUGCAAAGAUUGAGCUUCUCGGUUCAUAUGACCCAGAGAAGCAGCUCAUCAUCCAAGACCCAUAUUAUGGGAGUGACCAAGACUUUGAAAAGGUCUAUGAGCAGUGUGUACGAUGCUGCAACGCAUUCCUGAAGAUGAACUCUUAACAACAUCCAACCUUAAAUGAUCUUUGCAGAAUCAGCUGGAUUAACAUGAAAAAUCCACCAAAUAUGCUUCGACUUUUUACAAAAGCACUAAUCAGUAUACUGUUACACUUGUGUGAGUGUCACUGGAAGACCAGCAGGAAACACAUUUGUUUCAGUGUUGUAAAUGUCAAACCACACAUUGUGUUCAUUUAGGAAAGAUGCUGCUUAGACGCACUUGUGGAAAUGAGGUGAUUAAACAAUAGAUAAACAG
Molecule: messenger RNA, 787 nt
Organism: Eleginops maclovinus (Patagonian blennie)
Lineage: Eukaryota; Metazoa; Chordata; Actinopteri; Perciformes; Eleginopidae
Gene: acp1
Product: acid phosphatase 1
Exons: 6
Coding region: 61-537 (158 amino acids)
Biological process (GO): protein dephosphorylation
Cellular component (GO): cytoplasm
Molecular function (GO): non-membrane spanning protein tyrosine phosphatase activity; acid phosphatase activity
Source: RefSeq, a predicted model, not a curated record